UUCACACCUCAGACCUCUCCCAACCUUGGAAACAAAAGAUAUGUUAAUGACCAAUUCACACCUCAGACCUCUCCCAACCUUGGAAACAAAAGAUAUGUUAAUGACCAAUUCACACCUCAGACCUCUCCCAACCUUGGAAGCAAAAGAUAUGUUAAUGACCAAUUCACACCUCAGACCUCUCCCACCCUUGGAAACAAAAGAUAUGUUAAUGACCAUUCACACCUCAGACCUCUCCUACCCUUGGAAACAAAAGAUAUGUUAAUGACCAUUCACACCUCAGUCCUCUCCCACCCUUGGAAACAAAAAGAUAUGUUAAUGACUAUUCCCACCUAAAAUUCCUCAUGAAGACCCCCUGCCAUUUGACCUUAAUGACUCCCUCCACCAGACACCUUUCCCACCAUUGGAAACCAAAG
This is a messenger RNA of Staurois parvus, 413 nucleotides long. The record is from the annotation of a GenBank genome assembly. NCBI's taxonomy places the organism in Eukaryota, Metazoa, Chordata, Amphibia, Anura, Ranidae.